Messenger RNA from Seminavis robusta, 686 nucleotides. NCBI's taxonomy places the organism in Eukaryota, Bacillariophyta, Bacillariophyceae, Naviculales, Naviculaceae. The record is from the annotation of a GenBank genome assembly.
CCUCCAAUGAUGCGAACAGAUCUGGUUUGAAAGAAGAGCCGCAGCUGGGGGUUAUAUCCUCCUCUCCACUCUUUUGUAGUCUACAAUCUCUCUUUUGAUUAUUCUCAACAGUAACAAUGACAUCCUUGCGAAGUUUCCUCUGUCUCUGCCUGUUGGCAAGUGUGGCAUUCAUGGCCGAUGCCUUUGCUCCAAACCAUGGCCCUUCCACCAAGACUCUUUCGGUCAAGCCUUCUUUGUCAACCCUCCAAGCGGCUCCAGUCGACGUAAUGCUCACAACAUCCACAGCAGCAGCAACUACUACCAAUGUGGCGGCAACGACCUUGGAUCCAACCACAUUUUUGACGGACAUCUUGGGAGUUUUUAUCAACAGCAACGCUAUUUUGGCAGUUCCUGUGAUUGCGGCACUCGGCGUGGCAUCCUUGAUUGCGUGGGGCAUUGUCGCAUACGCCAGUCCUGCCGAACCAGAAGAAGAUGAUGUGUAAUUAAACACAAACACAAAUGCUUUCGGAAUCAGAGAAAAAGAUACCCUAAAACAACAAUUUGCAGCUUGUAAAAAAUCUUUUGUUGGCAGAUCCGACUCGAGUCCAGAUAAUUCGGAUGGAGCAGACUUGUAUAAAGAUCACCCUGGACGUUUGAGGUCAAGAAAGGAUACGGAAUAUAACAAGUAGCAAAUCCACAUAUCAAUC